CCUUUGAAGUGAGAGGUAGUCUGUGUCGCCGAUGAGAGACCGUCUCUGGGGUGAGCACGUGAAGUCUUUUCGUGGGAUUGUGUACUGGAACUAAAGUGAUUUUCGGAAUCUGAACUGUUUGCCACUGCAUUUGGAAUUUUUGUACGAUCAGUGCGACUACUUGUGUGUGUUUGUGAUUCUGGUGUAUAUUUGGACUGAUAUAUAUUUUUUUCAUACUGGAGGAUAAUUACAUUUUGUGAUUAAGUGUUGGACUUUCGAGUCACGUUAUUUUUUGGAUUACUGAGAAUCAUCCGUUUUUUCUUUGAAAGGUGUGAUGCGCCCCCGCGAGGCGUGAUGGCGGGCAGGGUGGGUCCAGAGCUCACCAUCUACUCGGCGCGCUACGCUACGCCCCCCACCAAGCCCCGGCCGGCCCACCCGAUCCCCACGCAGCAUGUCCAUGACCACAUCGGCCACGUCAGGAACCCCAGCGGGUCCUUCGCCGCUCCGUCGGGAGGGCCGCUCAUGGGCAUGACGGGCGGACCGUUUUCGGGCCCGCUGUCGCUGCCGCAGGGCUCUGGCUACCUGCGGGCGGGGCCGCGGCGGCACCAUCACCACCACCAUACAUUCCCGCCCUACCCGCCCUUGCCUCCGCCCCCGCCGCGCCGCCUGCACCACCACCCCCACGGGCACCAGUCGUUGCCAUAUAUGAGCUUUCGAGAGCCGCCCCCUCCGCCGCCGCCCACGGGGCGCUGGGACGAGGACCCGUGCUUCCUGCGGCCGCACUCGCCGGAGACGCCGUGCCCGCACAGCCACCGCGCGGAGCACACCCCGCAGGAGGACGGCACCUGCUUCGUGGUCAUGGGCUCGCAGAAGCCCCUGGACAUCAUGGAGCCUUUCUCGGCCAAGAACCCGCUGCACGUGCCGCAGCUGCAGCAGGAGGAGGAGGGCGUGUACUCCUACGCCGGCGAAGGGAUCCUGAGCCCGGCCGACGUGAUCCGCGCCCAGGCGGCCAUGGAGGACUCCGACAGCUACGGCGGGUCCCUGGCGUCCGAAAACAUCUACGAGGAGAUUCCCGAGAACUGGAGCGGCGCCUGGUCGCGGCGCUCGCUGGUGGAGGAGGUGCUGGACGAGUACGAGCGGGUGCGCGCGGGGCACCGGCGCGUGCUCUCCGCCCUCAACCUGGACGUGGAGACGCUCAUCCGACCCGAGGGGCACGACGGCACGGCCUCCCCCGACUCGGGCCUCACUGUGUCCGCGUCCGACUCGUCGUGCGAGCCGCACGCCGGCUGCGAUCCCUCGCGCCCACGGACGCCCACCAACCACGACGCCGCCGCCAACCCGUGGCGGUCACAGAGGAAGUCGUCGCCCAAGCAGAGCGCCGAGAGGCAGCUGCCCAAAGGGCGGGGACGGCUGGUGAAGUGCGAGUCCCUAGACCUGAAGGAGGCCAUGACGCGCCGCCCGUCGGGAGGUCGCGGGCGCGGCUUCAAGGAGAAACUCGGCGGAGUUAAGGAGAAGAUGGAGAAGAAGGGAUGGCGCUUCCCCAACUUCUCAAGGAAAGCCUCCGCCAACUGCCGUAAUUCGCGUGAAAGCUGUAGCGUAAUCGUUGUUAAUUGUUCUUGUUUCACGUGGCAAAUGACCUGCAGCCCUCCUUGUGUAACCAUACGAGUAGCCUCUAUAUCAAUGAGCAUGACAAAGCCGUCAAGCACUUUAUUGUUUGAAUCAAUUCCCAGCGCUGGAGAACACUCUUGCCGGCCGGAGCGUAAUGCGCAGGUGGUGCGCUAUCUUCAUUUACCCCCUUCGCUUUAUCGUGUUCUUCCCAUGUACGGAUAUGAGGGAUGUUGUGCAUUUGUUAUUUUAAUUUGCUUAGUUAAUUCAGGAUUUACUGAGCUGCAAAUGAGGGUCAGCACGAAAUUCACCGCCGUGGAAGCAGCUGACAGUACACGUGGUAUGAGACCAAAGGUAAACAAACCUCGGGGUGACUUCAGGUUUUUCCCGGACGUUCUCCUGCUGAGUUCUCGUCCUGAUGACGGCCACCGAGUUGCGAUUCCUGCUCUCUUCCUCGAGCGUGACCUCCGCCAGAUCCAGCUCACAAAGACUCAGAAUCUAAAGUCCAACUAUGAAAGGCAGCGCACAAACGAGAAUUCGCUGAAGUGCAUGACGGGGCGCAGUCAGCUAAGGAUAACAGGGCAGGAAAAGCAGGUUGUUGUGUCGGGACGAGCGGGUUAA
This is a messenger RNA of Penaeus monodon (black tiger shrimp), 2205 nucleotides long. RefSeq lists its product as uncharacterized. Lineage: Eukaryota; Metazoa; Arthropoda; Malacostraca; Decapoda; Penaeidae. Bases 334 to 2205 code for a protein of 623 amino acids. The record is from RefSeq and is a predicted model, not a curated record. The transcript is spliced from 7 exons.